ACUUCAUUCGCAGUUCAUCUCUCGCGGUGGCUAGUCCGGUGUUCGGUGUCCUGGGCGGUUUUUUACAUGGAUUUUUGAUUUUUUUGUUCCGACUCUUCUUCUGUACUCGAACUCAGCGCGUAGAAGGCCUAGGAAAAGAUAGGGAGCGAAAAUCUCCAGUUUCCAUCAAAGGAGGCGCUUUUGGGAAAAUCUGGUACGCAAGAAUCAUCGCGCAAAUAGGUCAAGAAUUUUGGAAUUUUCGGUUCGUGUGUUUGUUGGAUUUUCGUCCUUUCACAACUCAAUCGGAAAAGUGUGAAGAUUUUUUUCAGUUUUUUCCCUUUGACCAAGGGUAUGUUCUCUUGUUUUCUGGAAGGAUUGAUUAGGGGUUGAAUCACCUUUCGAUGACGCAAAUAGUGAAUCGAUGGGAAAAAAUAAAAUAAACUCAGGUCCAGAUUUGCGUUUUGGAUAAAGCGAACCCGUUAUGUGCGAGGAGAAGUUCAAUUGAAAAUCAGUUUCAUUGUUAAGAGCUGCACACCUACAAGAAGAGUCCAAAAGCGAGAGAAGAACGCGAAUAUUGUCUGAUAAGUAGAAGAGUGCCAGUGCAAUUUACGGUCGGGCAUGUUUUUCUUUUUUGCGAAUCGUCAUUUGCAGGGCACGGUUGCACUUACUCCUGGUGCAGCACAGUCAUACCCUUGUUAUUGCACACAAUAAUUCGAGCGAACUUGCAACUGGCAAAGAAAGAAAGAAAACAAACGUUGGUGAUAUGUAAAUUUAAUCAAUUUGCACACAGUACUACGAACCAAGUGCAUGGAUCUAUACAGUAGAGAAGAAGCAGCGGCAAAAUAGUAACAAAAACAACAACAGAACAGAAGAAAAAAAACCUCCCAUCCGAAACCCCACUCAUUCAAUCGGCACGAGUCCUCCUCAGCAAGUUGGCUCCAGCAGGAGCAGCGUGUGAUGAAACAGUUCAUUUUUAUUGAUCGAAAGUAAGCGGCCCGUGAACCUUUUCUUUCAUAUGGAAAAAGUGUGAACACAUUCUGUAGCUUGAAGCUUAGCCACAUAUAGUAGGCCUAUACAUGUUUACACGAUUAUAGAUGACGACGGACAACAGAAACAACAAAUGCAAAACGGUGUUUUCAUCAUCAGCUGGUAGAAAAUUAGCCCGAUUUGCAUACAUAUAUCUAGUCAAGUGUAGUAGGCCGAAAACAGUGUAGAACAAUUCGUUUUCCGGUUCCGCUGCUUGGAAAGGACAGAUAUAACUAGGAAGAAAAUAUUCAUCCCGAAGCAUGUCCGCCAUCAUCGGAAAAAAGCAGAACGAGUGCAUUUGUUUAAUGUGAACAGCAGCGCGGAGGAAAUCUCAGCGUUAGUGCAAGAUACAGAAAAAAUCACCGGAAACAAGCUUCUAUCUAGCCGGUUCCUACAACUACUACAACGACAACAAAAGUGGUGAAGUUGUUUAGUGUUUUUUUUCUGUGGAUUUGUUAGUUGGUGUGACAAACAAAAAAUAAAAAUCACUCAGCCAGGAUCUAAACGAGACGUUCCGGUGUUUGAUGUUUAAUUUGUUUUCUUAAAAAAAAUCGCUGCUGCUGUACAACACGAAUUGUAUAGGAAUUCUGCAAAGCUGAAAAAGUCGUCGGAAGCAGUUCGGUGCCAAGACUAAUUGUUGUCAUUCCUCUGGUCACGAAAGCAUAAAAAAACACAAAUUUCGCAGACUGAUCUGGUUAAACCGUGUUCGGAUACAGCUGCCACAGCAUCAAAAGCAACAACAGUAGCAAAUAGCAACAGCUGAGUGUCAAACCGAGAAACGGCGAACGGCAGGGGGAAGACCAGGCCCAAAUGGAAGCAUGGACAACGAGCAGCCCCAUCAGGAGUUGGUAAAAUGUGUCCUCGUCGGCGAUACUGCCGUUGGCAAAACGCGCCUGAUUUGUGCACGGGCCUGCAACAAACAUGUUUCACUUUCGCAGUUACUUAACACGCAUGUGCCAACCGUAUGGGCCAUUGACCAAUAUCGGAUAUACAAGGAUGUUCUAGAGCGGUCGUGGGAAAUCGUGGACGGCGUGAAUGUUUCCCUGCGGCUCUGGGAUACCUUCGGGGAUCACGAUAAGGACCGGCGGUUUGCCUAUGGACGGUCCGACGUGGUGCUCCUCUGCUUUUCGAUAGCGAAUCCGGUGUCGCUGCGCAACUGCCGGGCCAUGUGGUACCCGGAGAUUCGCAAAUUCUGUCCAGAUACUCCUGUGAUUCUAGUCGGCUGUAAGAACGAUCUGCGGUACAUGUACCGGGAUGAAACGUAUCUGUCCUACUUCGGUGAUCGGAGCCCUUUCGUGAGGGCCGCCCGGAAGAGCGAUCUGGUAAUGCCGGACGAGGCCCGGGCCGUGGCCAAGGAACUGGGCGUUGCGUACUACGAGACCAGUGUGUUCACGUACUUUGGCGUCAACGAGGUGUUCGAGAAUGCAAUCCGUGCCGCCUUGAUAGCGAGGCGUGAGCAUCGCUUUUGGAUGACCAAUCUGAAACGGGUACAGCGACCCUUGCUGCAAGCACCAUUCCGACCACCAAAACCUCCGCCACCGGAAGUGACCGUCAUUACCGGCACUCACACAAAAGAUAUGCUAAACUUAUUCAAUUCGCAGUGCUAUACAGAUUUAGUAUUAAUUGUCGGUACUAUACGUUUUUCCGUACAUAGAUUUAUGUUAGCUAGUAGUUCUAAUGCAUUUCAUAGGUUACUGACGAUGGACAUCAGCGAUAUGGGUGCCCGAAGUAGUAGUGAAUCGAGUAUGGUUAGCUCCACGUUCGGCGAAUCUACGACGGCCGAUUUCAAUGAGGAUACCGAGUGUUUGAUCCGAGCCGAACAGAACAAAACCGCCCCGAACCGGAUGUGGGAACAGCUCAAGCGACGGUCCAGCUAUCAGGCUCUGCCCACGAUCGAACCGAAGAAGGAUCUCUACCGGGAGUUGCAUCAUCCCGUCUUUCAAAGUAUUAGAAUUUUCCAGAUUGAAAAUGGAAAGCACAGCUAUACGCAAACGCAAACGAUAGUCUCGGUUAGUAAACUCAUCACACCCCAGGCCAUGCAGCAAUGUCUUAAGUUCAUCUACACCGGAGCGAUCGAUCGAGAGUGUCUGGAUCUGCAGACGGCUUCAAUAGGAUUGAUACUGGAAAUCAGACAAGCGGCUGAAUUUCUGGAACUUCCUCAGCUGAUGGUACUUUUAUCAAACACUCAAGCAAAUCAGAGCUUUAUGAAUGAUGAAACCUUGCAGCAUUAUUCUACGUGUAUGAAGCAGAAUCUAGAGAAAUAUUGUGUUCAAGAUGGCAUCUUUGGUGACAUCACAUUUGAGCUAGACGACGGUCACAUCAAGGCCCACAGAGCUAUGCUGGUGGCCAGGUGCGAAGUGAUGAAGGCCAUGUUGAAUGGCGAUUUCCGCGAAGCACAUGCCAAUUUGGUCGUACUUCCAGGCGUUACGGAAUACACAUUCCACAAGCUGUUGUGUUAUCUGUACACGGACGAAAUUCCGCCAAUUUCGGCGGACAAAUGUCUGAAUCUGCUCGAGCUGGCCAAUCGGCUGUGUCUACCGCGGCUACUGAAUCUGGUCGAGUGUCGGGUGAUCGAGGAUCUCACGCGCAUGUCCCAGAACGAAACGAGCGAAGCGGUCGAACAUUGCUUACGGUUGCUAGAAUCGGUUAAGUUACAUAACGCCCACCAGCUGGCUGAGUGGUGCAUGUCGUACUUGUGCGUCAAUUACAACAGCAUCUGCAAGCUGUCCCCGCGAAGCCUCAAGGGGCUGCACCCGGACAAUCAGGACUACCUGCGGGAGCACCGGUGGCCCCCGGUUUGGUACCUCAAGGACUACGACUACUAUCAGCGGUGCAUGAACGAGCUCAAUCGGGAACUGAACAAUGGGAAGAAAGACUGCACGACAGACGACAAGGGUUGUCUCUGCUUCUCCGGAGUGUUUUUCUGGCUACUAGGCAAAUCGAAGCGGUCGGCAGCGGCGGCCAAAUCAACGCUGCAGACAGCCAUCACGGCGGCCAGCUCGGAUCACCAGGACGUGGUGAGCACCAGUUUGUUCCAGUCGAACGCCAACUCCGUCAAUCAGCUGGAUCCGGAACACGACGGGGCGGAUCUCUGACAUUUGGCCGACGAACCGUGGAGAUCUCUCCGCUUCAUUGUGAUUCUGCCAGUGCUGAUCUGCUUCAUUUGCACCAUCUUGAGCAUUCUGAUAAUAUUCCAAAUCUACACCUAAUAUUUGCUUCAACGAUAGGCGCCGGGCGGAUUUUGAAACCGAGGAAUUCCAUGGUCCAUCAUUAUUCGAAAGGACACCCACACCAAUGCACGAGGCGACUAUCGGCUGUAGGGAAACCAAACGACGACGAAAAGCUCUUCUAAUAAACUUGUAGUUUGUAUGUGUGGAUAUGCAAGGGGCGUUGAGAAUCAACCCAAAAUGGGAAACGAAUCCAAUCAUCAUUUUUAGCUUUUGGAACACAGGAUUUAUACUUUCGCUCACGAAGAACAAAAUGUGGCGAACGAAUCACUGAAAAAUAAACACACCCUUAAACACGUUUCCGUCUCAUCGUGCUCUAGGAUUAAAAGUGGAUAACAGUAAAUACCUACUAAACCCAAAGCUUGGUCGGCUUAUCGAUAGAACCAACCACGAACAAAAACCCUCUCGUGAUGUGAUUGAUCAUCAGAUGAUAGCAGAUCUUCUUCUUGUGUAAUCUUUAUAAAAAGAAAUUAAAAAACAACUAGCUUCUAAGAUACGCGUCAGACUCAAUUUCGAAGAAAAACAAUGUGAAUAGAGCUAGGCAAAUGGAGUAAACAAAAAUCGAGCAUUAGAUUUUAAUGUCCAAACAGUGAUCACAGUGUUUUGGGGUACACGUAAUAAGCUUAAGUAAAAAAAAAAAACUUGUGCGAUUAGGAGCAGCAACAGCAAAUAGAGAACCAUAACUUUAGAAAUGAAAGCUUUUUAAACAGAAACAAAAAUAUAAUUGCCAAACCAGUCGAGAUGAAGUCAGUGGAUGAGCUUCAAUUUUACAGUUUCAUUAUCGUUAUGAGUCCAUUAUGUUUUACGGUGGAUUAAACAGUUUGAUUGUUGUGGUACAACCUUAGGAAAUAGUUUUCUUGAACUUCAAAGAUCACUAGCUACAAGAUUGAUGGAUGAUUUCAUCUUAUUUUCCACAAUUGUUAAUUGAAAUUUGUUUGAAGUUCAUCAUGACAACCGGAUUCAUAAGAUUGCCGUUUGGUUUAAUAAUUGCGCCAUAAUUUUUCAAAGAGUGUUGCACGAUAAUUGUAUGGGUCCAGACAGACAGAAUGAUCCACACUUUUUUGAUACCAUAACGGCAUUCGAGCAACUUCUUAAAGUAUUUAAAAUUUCAAAUUUAUUUCCUUGAUUUGUACUACAAUAAUCAAGCUUGAAUUAAUUUGUGAAAACUUUCCAGGUAUCAGUAACAUGGCUUAGGUUUAACCACUUUGGCAUAAAGAAGACGAGGGUUGGAUGUGGCGAAGGGGGUUAAACGAAGGGGAAAAUUUUGAAGCUGGCUGUUGGCUGGCUGGGAUGCCAGGUGUCCUGAUUUGUUAGUGAAACACGGACUUCAACCUUUGAUUCAGAAGAUAUUUAAGAUUCACUUGCAAGAAAAAUAAAUCCUGUGUUUUACAUGUUUGAAAAUAAAAAUGAAUAGGUAUAAGAUAUAAAAUUCUAUCUUUUAUUGCUUGAAGUUCCUAAAAGAAACUUUGAAACAACAGAAAAUAUUCCUGUUUUAAUUUUGAAGAUUUUUCAAAAAAAAUCUUCGAAACUAAGAAAAAUGCAUUUGAAACAAAAAAAAAUCUCAAAAUUUAAGGAUUUUUACUUUUGCUGCAUUUUCCUUUCCUUUGGAACAAAAAGAUCUUUUCACUGCUUGCAUCGCUAAGCUUUUUUGAUACUAAAUUUGGGGUCUUAGCUUGUGUACAAACACAGACUUUUUUUCCUAAAUCUCUGAUUUUUUUUAUCUCAAACGCCUGGCAUCCCUGGACUCCCGUUUUCGUAAACACUUUAGCCAGUUGUUAAAACUUUCAAAAAUAUGGCGGAACGUGCGAUUUGGCAUAUGAAGUAACCUUACUCAAGAGACCUUGAGUAUGAGUUAUCUUGUUGGAAUUUAUACGAAUGGGAUUUUCGAAAAAUAGAAGUUCAAAAUAUUGGAUUUAGGCAAGCGAACAGAUAUAUUCGAAUGACUUUUUAAAUCCACUAAAAAGAAUAAUUUCCUGAACAGCCUCAGAACAACAUUUUUAAAUCCAGCCGUUCUUAAAUACUUCUAAGAUUUAUGUUCAGAACAAGUAUGUUACAAUUGCUGAAAGUCGAAAUAUCAAUUAAUCAACUAUCGUUCUUUUAGCUUAGCAUCAUAGCAAAAGUCUUGUCCGUUGAAACAUUCGUACGCAUUUUUUAAGGCGUGACCAGUGUUUGUAUUGAUGGCGAGCCAUUUCGAGAAAAUAUAUUAUUUUCUGAUCGUGCUGCAUUAACACCGUUCGUAAUUUUCGUUACACAGUUUAUGCACAUAUGCAAAAAAAGAAAAGAGAAAUGAGAAAAGUUCAACAGUUGGACCUCCAGGAGUGAGCUUAACUACGUAAAAGAAAAAGGAUUUGAAUUACGUAUAUUUUACUGUAUACCGCACCAACUGAAAAGUAAAGUAAGACUUCUGCUCGUAACAGAAUGCGACUAUUGUAUACAUUUGAAAAAAAAAAAAUGAUUGGAAAAAACAAUUUCAUUGUACUACGAAAGAAAUCACAUGAAACCAACUCAAGCCUAACAAGACCUUAAAAAAACAACAACAACAAAAAACGUAACGAAACUAUCACUGCGCUGUCUUUUUCAAAUUUAUUCCCAUGUAGAAUUUGUAGAAACACUAUCAUUAUAAUUAUGAGAAGAUAAAAUUGAAGCGGUGAAGAAUUAAUUGAAGAGAGUAAAGAAUUAAUCGUCCAGCAUUUGAGUGGUGCACAGUGAGAACUGUUCUUGUUCAUUUUCAGGAAAGAUCAAUAAUACCGGAUAGGAAAAGUGAUGAGAUUUUUUUUCUCUAAUUUGAAACAACUUAAAUAUCGAUUUAUAAAAUCAAAACCCGCGAAAUAAACAAAAAAAACAUAGCUGAUACAAGCUACUCUAUCUUAAACGUUUUACGCAUGAACAUUAAUCACGAACUAAAAUGGUGAAAAAAAAUAUUGUGAGAAAGCUUCAAAAA
Uranotaenia lowii is the source of this 7173-nucleotide messenger RNA. RefSeq names its product rho-related BTB domain-containing protein 1 (gene RhoBTB). Bases 1824 to 4100 code for a protein of 758 amino acids. Lineage: Eukaryota; Metazoa; Arthropoda; Insecta; Diptera; Culicidae. The transcript is spliced from 15 exons. The record is from RefSeq and is a predicted model, not a curated record. Gene Ontology annotation, biological process: small GTPase-mediated signal transduction. Gene Ontology annotation, molecular function: protein binding; GTP binding; GTPase activity.